Molecule: messenger RNA, 4074 nt
Organism: Protopterus annectens (West African lungfish)
Lineage: Eukaryota; Metazoa; Chordata; Ceratodontiformes; Protopteridae
Gene: CEP97
Product: centrosomal protein 97
Exons: 12
Coding region: 396-2744 (782 amino acids)
Molecular function (GO): protein binding
Source: RefSeq, a predicted model, not a curated record
CCUAAUGAUGUGUGCACACUAAUCCUGGACAACAAUCAGAUCAUUAAGCUGGAACAUUUGGAAAAAUUCAGAAACCUCAUGCAGGACUAUUAAAUGGAGAAAAAAUGACCAUUCUCUGAAGAAAAUGGUCAGUAGAAAUGGCGCAGAAUAAAAGUGAAGAAUUGUAAAUGUUCGGUAGAUAAAGCACAACAUUCAAGGAAGAUACGUAUUUGAAAAUUCAGAGUUUAAUUCUUCCAGAAAGCUGACAGGAACGCAAGUGAGGGAUUUGUUCACAAUGGGAACUACAUCAAGACUGUGGAAGGAGUUGUACAAAAUAAUUUAAGUAAAGCAACACCGUGAGCAGGACCAUACCUGACAUUGUCAAGCUAUCUGUGGCCAACAAUCGCCUUGUAAGGAUGAUGGGAGUAGCAAAACUGACUAGUCUACGAGUGCUGAACCUGCCCAACAACAGUAUUGGAUGUGUAGAAGGUUUGAAGGACUUGGUGCAUUUAGAAUGGCUAAACCUGGCUGGCAACAACCUCAAGUCAACAGAUCAUUUGAAUAACGCUUCACAUCUGCAGCAUCUUGAUUUAUCAGAGAAUAAUAUCUCACAAAUUGGAGACCUCUCAAAACUCACUUCUUUGCAGAAUAUGAGAAAGUUAACUGCUAUCUUCCUUUCUUCUCACUCUUCCGAGACUCUUCUUCUACAUGGGAAUAUGAUAACAACACUCCGGUCUGCACCAGCACAGAUUCCUCAUGGAUUGCUUAUCCUUUCUUUGGCAGAAAAUGAAAUUAGAGAUUUAAAUGAGGUUUCAUUUCUGGCUUCUUUUCCUAAGUUGGAACAGCUGUCAGUUAUGAAUAACCCUUGUGUGAUGACAGCUCCCUCUCUCCCAGGAUUUGAUUAUCGCCCUUAUCUUAUCAGCUGGUGUCUCAACAUUAGAGUGCUAGAUGGUUAUGUUGUGUCCCAGAAAGAAAGUUUAAAGGCUGAGUGGCUUUAUAGCCAAGGGAAAGGCCGAUCUUUCCGCCUUGGUCAGCAUGUUCAGUUGGUUCAGUAUUUAGCAUCUGUGUGUCCUCUAUCAAGUACACCUGCCUUGCAGAGUGCUGAAGAUGCCAAACUUGAGAAAAUAUUGAACAAGCAAAGGUUGCAUCAGAGACAGCUAAUGCAGCAGCAUCAAAAUGGAGGUUUUCCUUCCACAACAUCCAGAAGGUCUCAUUACACUGAAGCUGAAUACCCAAGUGCAGAUCAUUCUGAACUCAAGGCAUCCACUGACAGUGAACCAAUGAUUAAAGUCAACUCCUGGAUUGACAUGAACACAACUGAAGACAACUCUUUUGCAGUCAAAAACAUGGUUGCAGUGUCAGGGAAGAGUGAGAGAGACACUUAUGGUGAUAUUUUCGUAGAGGACCUCCAGAGAGAUGAGGACAAACUGAACUGCAGUCUCCUCCCUUCAGAAUCAGCAUUUAUGCCUGACACAUCUGAGUUAUCCCCAGGCUUAGAGCACAGAAAGCCUGAACACACACUUGUUUCUGAAGGAGAUACAGCUCUCCUUGAAUUUGAAAGUAAAUUGUGCAGGCAGAGUGGUGACUCUAAGAAACAAACCUUUUCGGUAGGACUAGCUCAUCAAACCAAAGAAGGCAGUGAUAAAGACAGAGAAACAGAAAAGAAAAAUAAGCAGAGUGAAGGGUUCCCUAGUCCAAGUCUCAAUCUCAUGUUUUAUACAAAUAGCGUUAGUGGCUAUUUGCCAUCUACAGCAGUUGUGGAUUGCCAUCAGCCUAUGAGAGACUUCACUUCAGACAAAAAGUCAGAGUUGAUAAAAGUCUGUGACACCAGUUCAUCUGUGGAGAAUGAGCCUUUGAAACAUUGCAUCCCUGAUGAACACCUCAAUACAUUUCAACAUUUGAACAAAGCUGCUACCCGAAUUCAAGCAUGCUGGAGAGGAUUUUCUGCCAGAAACUUCAACUGCAGAGUUAAGGACAUACGAUAUGAAAUCAGGCUUCAACGAAUGCAGGAACACAUUGUGAUUUUGACAAAUGAAGUGGCCAGGUUGAAAAAGAAAUAUCAAGAGGAACGAAUUCAGAGACUUGUGCAAGAAGAAGCUAUCAAAUUCCUUUGGAACGAGGUGAGAUCUCUCCAGAAGUGGCACAAUUCUAUGAACCAGCAGAGUUUGCCAUCUCAGUUCAGCAACACUAAAUCAAGUAGAAUGUCUUCUCCAAUGCAGUUUGUCAGUGCAACAAAUCAGAAUUCUGUUCCUGUCAACAAGAGUGAUCACUGCAACUUGAAGAAUUCUAAUGCUCAGACUUGGCAUUCUGUACUGGAUUUUCCAGAUUCUGGCUUCCACUCCUCAAAUUUGGAACCAUCCAGUGUUUCUCAUCAGAGCUCCUCAGAUGGCAAUGGAAGUGGAAGUAGUGGUACAGGGUCUUCAGUGGAAACCAUUAAACAUUAUGCAGAGGAAGUACCACAAAAGCUAUCAGAGCUUGAUAUUGUAACUAAGCCCCUCUCAUAUAGUGACCACGAUAACAGCCUUCUUCAGCAGUAUCUAAACUCAGUUCAGCAGCUGGAAGAUGCUGAUGAUGGAUCAAGUUGUAGUGAUAGAACCACUAGCAGUAGGUUUCGAACAGCUGAUAUUUCAGAACAAGAUUCUUUACUAGAAAAUAUAUCAAAUGAAGUUUCAUGUAAUAUAUCUGUUUCACCAGAGACAUUAAGUAGUACACCAAAAACAUCACAAGGUUUACCCAGUCAAGCCUCAGAAAUGUCCUUCAUCUAAAUUUAAAUAAGCCAUCUGAAAACAAUGUACUCUUAACAGCUCCUGAAUUCUUAAUCUGUAGUGAAAAACUGUAGUCUUAAAUUAUGGUUUGCUUUGUUUUUGGGGCAGGGCAUUUCUAAGUGGAGCAGGUGAUUGUCAUGGAUGAAAGUUACCUGUGGUAAAACGGCUUGACUGAAUGUCACUUUACACUGAUGUCAGAAAGCUGAAUCCCAGAUCGCUAAACAGAGGAAACAUACAUUUUUCUUUAGGGUUUCCUUUUUUCCCUGCCCCCCCACACUAAUAGUAAUGUAGUCUAAGAUCACUGCACUGCUCACCAUUGGUUUCUGGUUUUGGUACAGAGUGGCACUUUGUCAAUUUAUCUUCAGUCAGGUCUCCUACUUAGACUAGAAAUUUUUUGUUCAAGAGUAUUUAUACCACCUUUUUGUCUGCCAGGCCUUUGCAUUCUUUUCAACGAAAGCAUGCAAAUGCUUGCAACUGAGCUCUCUGGCAUUGGUGUAUUUUCUCUGUAAGCAUUGGGAUAUAUUGUAAUGAAGUUGUAAAUUAUGUUCAAAAUUUUUUGUGGAUAUAAAUUUAUUUAAAACACGUUUUCUACAAUUUUUAAGAGUUAUUCAUCCAUUACCUGUAACAAUGCAAAACAUCAUAUUUUGACCCUUCAGUUAAAAGGUAGAUGUGGAAAAAGUAACUUGCCUGGUUUCUGAAGUGUCUUAGCAGAUCAGAUUAGUGCAAUCUUCAUGAAUUACACAUUUUUGAAAUGCUAGUUCUGCAUAAUCAUUUGUGUAGCAUAUGUCUGAGAUGUAUUUUUUUCCGGCAUGUAAAGCUGUGACAGAUAUUUGCAGUUUAUAUAUGUGCUUAAAAUCUUUUCUCUCACAGAAAGCUAAUGCCUUCCAGUGGAAUUCUAAGCCAUCAUAAGACAGUUUCAUGACUUCCAGACAUUCUGUAUCAGCUAUUAGCUCUUUUUGUUUCAAAAUAUUUGCACUGCAUUAAGAAACAAAACUUUUUCAAACUGAUAAUAAAUGUAUUCACUGUGCUUUAACAUGUGUUAAAUUGCUUAAUAUACUAUUGCCCCGUGAAUGAAGUGUAGAAAUAGGAAGAGUGUUUGCUAGAAUCUUGUUUGUGCUUUCAUUGCCUAUGAAACUGUUCCUGUUAUGUACAAGUCUUCUUUCUUGCCAAGUCUAUUAAGGCUCUUUUAAAAGACUGCAUCUUUUCUCAGUGCUAUGUAAUUCAAAUUAUACACUGGAAAACACAAGUCUUAAUGCUGCUUGCACACUUGCAUUACCAGUUGUGAUAUUUCAUAAUAUUGCUAUAGCUAAAAUUAAAAUUCUUGACUCUU